AUGGCCGAACGCUGGGAUCGCGAUCGCUUCGAGCGAGCCCGCGGUGAACAAUCCAGUAGUCGCUUCGACGAUGAUCGCUCGUACACACGCAGCACACGAGGCCGCGACCAUUCUGAUGAGCGACACGACCGCCGACCUGGCCGCGGUUACUACGACGAAGACGACAUGGUCCGUGACCGCCGCUACUACGGCGAUGAGCCUCGCCAUCCCCAGCCAGAAAGGGAGCGAGAGCGAGAGCGAGAUGCCCCUCCUCCAUGGGCUCGCCGUACUGAUGUCCUAGAGAGGGAGAGGGAGCGAGAUUAUCCUCGCCGUGCUUCUCCCCCUCGCCGGCCGGGCUUCCUUCGCCGACAAUCAUCCCUUGAUACCUUUGACCGCCGACCAGGCUUCCUACAUCAUCGUGAGGAAUACCCAGCUCCUGCUCGCCGCGAGGAUGUCCGUCCUCGAGAUCAUCGAGACCCUCGAGAUGACUACCGUCCUCCUCCUUAUAUGCCCAUCCCUCUGCCUAAGAGCCGAGGACUUCCCCCACCUCGCAAAUACGGCGACGAGCACUAUGACGAUAUCAAAAUCGCCGAGCCUGAUUACUACGGAGAUGAAGAUUACCGUUCUAUGCCUGAACGUGUCCGUGAAAAGGAGUACACUCGAUCUCGCAAGAGCCGUGGCCGUAGCCGAGAUUCUCGCUCUACCCGUACUCGCUCAGUUCGUAGCGAAUCUGUCUCUUCUUCCAGCCGUUCCUCCAGCAGCAGCGGAGGUACCACAGUCAAGAGCGAAUAUCCCAAGAAGGGCAAGACUCGCAUUCCUGCCAAACUUGUUUCCAAGCGUGCUCUGAUUGAUCUUGGAUACCCAUUCUUUGAAGAGGGCAACACGAUUAUCGUGCAGAAGGCUUUGGGCCAGGACAACAUCGAUGAGCUGCUCAAGGUUAGCGAGGAUUACAAGAAGGUCGAGGCUGAAAUCGCCGCUUCAAGAGCGCCCAAGGCGCCUACUGCUGCUUUGCCACCACCACCUACGGAAAGGGAGCCUACUCCUGAGCCACCACCAGCAAAGACUCCUCCACCGCCUCCUCCUCCUGUUCAGCAAGCACCUCCUCCCGUUCAAGCACCUCCCGUCCAGCUGCCCCCCAUGCAACAAGCGCCACCACCUCCCAUGCCUCCCCAGAUGAUGCCAACCCCGGCUCCUCCACCACCGAUGUAUAUGCAGCCCCCUCCGAUGCACAUGCAGCCCCCUCCGAUGCAAACUCCUAUGCCUCCCAUGGCCCAGCCUGGCCCUCCUCCUACGUUCUAUCAGCCAGGCCCACCUCCUCCACAAACAGCCUAUGAUUAUGAGGAGACCGUUAUUCGCGAAGUUUCGCCAUCUCGAUCCAGCACUACCAUGACGAGCUAUGACUCUUACCACCGGGAUUCUUAUCAUCACCACCACCAGCAGCCAGAGGAGCUUAUCGUUCGAGCCCGCUCCCAGUCCCGAAAUGGCCGUGACAUUCGAAAGGAAAUCAAGGCUCUGGAGCGUGAGCUGGCUCACCGACCCAGAGGACGUUCCACAAGCGGCGAUAUCGUUCGUGCCGAGCGCUUGCCUGAUGGCCAGCUGAUUAUCAGGGAGGAAAGAUUAGAGAAGGUGGUUGAACACCGCAAACCUCCUCGUAUUGAGAAGGACAAGAAAGGACCUCCCCCUAAGCUCAUGCGGGCCAUGUUUGCUACUCUGACCUGA
Molecule: messenger RNA, 1698 nt
Organism: Fusarium sp. VM40
Lineage: Eukaryota; Fungi; Ascomycota; Sordariomycetes; Hypocreales; Nectriaceae
Source: the annotation of a GenBank genome assembly